Messenger RNA from Oppiella nova, 129 nucleotides. NCBI's taxonomy places the organism in Eukaryota, Metazoa, Arthropoda, Arachnida, Sarcoptiformes, Oppiidae. The record is from the annotation of a GenBank genome assembly.
AUGCCUUAUGUGUUGGUUUCCACACAAAUCCGUUUGGAAUGUGGGCCCACUAUAGUGGGUGACACCACAAGUGACCCACAACUCAUGCAAUACUUGAAUGCAGAGAAGUCCACUCCAAUCGGAAACAAA